This is a messenger RNA of Solea senegalensis (Senegalese sole), 2762 nucleotides long. RefSeq names its product zinc finger, matrin-type 4a (gene zmat4a). The coding region runs from base 57 to 839 and encodes 260 amino acids. The record is from RefSeq and is a predicted model, not a curated record. Gene Ontology annotation, molecular function: zinc ion binding; nucleic acid binding. Lineage: Eukaryota; Metazoa; Chordata; Actinopteri; Pleuronectiformes; Soleidae. The transcript has 7 exons. Gene Ontology annotation, cellular component: nucleus.
ACAGUGGACGCGUCUGCCGCUCAGGUUCUGCCGCUCUCCCGCAUCCGCACCGGUUCAUGGAUUACACAGUUUCUCUCCAAGUGCAACAUCAGCUGACCGUGUUCCCGACACACUUCUGUGAGGGCUACAGUGUGGAGUUACAGAUGAAGUCAACAGAGGUGGACCAAGGGCUUUUCACAGACAGCUACUGCAAAGUGUGCAGCGCGCAGCUCAUCUCCGAAUCCCAGAGGGUCGCCCAUUAUGAGAGUCGGAAACACGCCAACAAAGUGCGACUGUAUUACAUGCUACAUCCUGUGGAUGGAGGCUGCCCUGCCAAGAAGCUCAGAACAGACAAUGGCAGCGACGAGGGCGACGUGGACAAGAAUAAGUGCUGCACGCUGUGUAACAUGUCCUUCACCUCAGCCGUGGUGGCACAGUCACACUACCAGGGUAAAAUCCACGCCAAGAGGCUAAAGCUGCUCCUGGGGGAACAGCCCCCCAUCACAACCAAAGAGGCUUCCCCCAGUCCUGUAAAGAGCUCCCCAGAAACGUCCCCCAUGACGUCCCCGCGACAGCGCCGCGACUCCGACCGCUACUGCCAGCUAUGCAACGCCUGGUUCAACAACCCCGGCAUGGCUCAGCAACAUUACGACGGCAAAAAGCACAAGAAGAACGCGGCCAGAGCAGAUCUGCUGGAGCAGCUGGGCAAGACGCUGGACAUGGGGGAGAUGAAAGGUCUGAAGCGGAGCUACACCUGUGAACUGUGCAGCGUCACACUCAACUCGGUGGCACAGUAUCAUGCACACCUGCAGGGCUCAAAGCACCAAAACAACCUGAAGAAUCAGAUAUGUGUCCAGUGAACAUGGGAUGAAGAUUAAAAAAAAAACAAAAAAAACAACCCUGAAACUUCUGGAUUGAUGUCAGACAAGCUGUGGUCAGCUUGCCCUGCUUCUGCUCUCUCCUCCACAUCAUCUCCUCUCUCUCUCUACGUUUAUUUUUCCCUCUCUUUCUGCUUCGGUUGCCUGGACAGGGAGGAGAAACGUUUGUCUUAUUUCUUUUUUUUUACCGUGUCAAACUCUCACUCGUCAGUGUACAGUUUGAGUUUCUUCACUGUUUAAAUCAUUGAACCCCUGACAUUCCACUGCAGCUGCGUCCCGUGUCUCCCGGUCCACUCUCAUGACCGUGGAUCUGGCACACGGCCGCCUUUCUUACACUGCAUGGACUCAAUUAUACUCAAUUUUCCACGGGAUGCGGAGACCUGGAAGUUGGGACUUUACCUGGAGACUAUGAGGGUUGUUUUAAACAGUUUGUUUUUUUUGUUGAACGGUUGAAGCAGAACUUAUUUAUUUGACGUUAUUUAGCAUCAUGGGCUUGUCCUCUUUGCCCCGUGGUUCUGUCUGGUACACAGUGCAGUUUAUCUAGAGUGCUUUUAUUGCAUACAUGUUUGCAGUGGAGCUAAAUCCCCUCCGUGUGGAAAGGGGUCGAUGGCAAUAAUGACACUGGUUGGCCUCUUGCUGUGCAGUACAGUAUGUUGACAGUACUGGACGGUGAACGGCUCUGGUAGAGCUUUAAGAAGACCAGCGAGAACUAAUUGGAGAAAUCAGCAUCUUCACAGAAAUAGUUUUUAAAACUUUUAAGAAAUAAUUCUGGUUUAUUACAACAAGGCUUUUAUUUCUUUUUCCUGUUGGUAAUGACUCGGUGGAUUUAUGUGUGAGUUCUGGGAGCACUUUUAGGAUCACUUAAACACGACUAAUGGGGCAAUAAACACAGGUUGCAAAAAGACAGAGGAAGGUAAAGCAAAUAAUGAAGUGUUUCUCCAAGCCGUCUAUUCACUCACUCGUCAAGUGGCCCAACAGCAAGACCCAAGAUUCUGUGGAAUUUUGAGAUUGUUCGAGAUCUUUCCAUGAUUCAACAUCAAGGUCGUUGAAGCCUCUUCUAAAACUCAAGAGAAGCCCAUUUUCUUUGAUGGUUUUUAAACAUGCAGAAGAUUCAAGGUUCCUUUAGAUUCCGGGAAAACAUCUGGUUUGAAAUGUUUUCAUUUGAAGGACCAGGCUGUCAAAGAAGGGUCAUCAUGCUUGCCCACACUUGAGAGGUUGCCCACUCGUGCAAGUUCCCCGUGAGACAGGUGUCCAAACACAAAAUAGUCCCCUGAUAUCAUACCUGUGCUUCUGACCCUAAACCAUGAAAGUAAAUCAUCCACCCAGAGUUUGUCACCCUCGGUGGAAGGUUUGGAGAUGCUAACCCUCAUCAUCUUCCUCCACCUUUGCUGCAGACCCCUGCAGUGGACACUGGAGGUCACAGCCUGGUGUUACAAACAGAGCUGCAUCAUCUGCAUAAAGUAGGACAACUGUGAAGGUUCAGCUAUUGUUUGACUAAACUUUAAACCUUCUGACAUUCACGGCAACAGAAUGCAGCGAUUAGCAAGGUCUGGUGGAGGUGGAAGAAAGAUUAAAUUUGUGAUUAUUCAUGCAGUAAAUAUGUUUUCAUAUGUGUUUUCAACCAUAAGCCAUCGAUACUGUUCCUCUAAUCCAUCACACUUCAGAGAAUGACUUCCUCUUUUGACUUUGCUCGUACUUUUCCGAGCAUCACAGCAACCGUCUGCCGCUCUCGAUCAUUUUUUACUCCCAGUCAAGUUGAAAUCUUGCUUAAUCCUCGGCUUCUAUGCCUUGCAGUCUCACAGAUCAUUGUCCUUGUCCCAGUUUCCCACCUUAUUUGCUCCCAGAUCUCAGCUAACGUGAUGAUUGCCAACAGGAAUGAGCCCCCACAGUUGAAUUAAACCAAAA